AUGGAAUUUUUAACAGUGGGAGAAAAAAUAGAAAUGAUUUUGAUUUAUGGUGAAGCAGGCAGGAAUCUUGAUGAUGCUGUUGAUAUCUACGCUCAGCUUUUUCCGGAUAAAAUUCAAUCACGUACUUCAUUUCGCCGUACAGUCAAGCAGUUUACUACAAACGGGAGUGUUCAACCGAAAAAGAGUUUGUCGAGCAACCGUCACAGUAAAUAUCUCGAUGCAUCGGCGUUUAAAAAAUUGCUAAAUUUCACUAUGCGCAAUGAUUCGUCUUUUGUGAUGGCAGCAGACAAUGCCUGCAAAUGCCACCUUGGAUCAGACAAGCUAACGUCACGGUACGAGUUUAACAUAAAAGAUAGAAAUUUGGCGGUCUGA
Molecule: messenger RNA, 372 nt
Organism: Brassicogethes aeneus
Lineage: Eukaryota; Metazoa; Arthropoda; Insecta; Coleoptera; Nitidulidae
Source: the annotation of a GenBank genome assembly